AUGUCCACUAGUCAGAACCUCCACUCUUUCGACCCCUUUGCUGAUGCAAGUAAGGGUGAUGACCUGCUUCCUUCUGGGACUGAGGAUUAUAUCCAUAUAAGAAUUGAACAGAGAAACUGCAGGAAGGCCUUCACAAGUGUCCAGGGGAUCGCUGUUGAUUACGAUAAAAAGAAACUAGUGAAGGCAUUCAAGAAGAUAUUUGCCUGCAAUGGCACUGUAAUUGAGCAUCCAGAAUAUGGAGAAGUAAUUCAGCUACAGGGUGACCAGCGCAAGAACAUAUGCCAGUUCCUCGUCGAGAUUGGACUGGCUAAGGACGACCAGAUGAAGGUUCAUGGGUUUUAAGUGCUUGUGGCUCACUGAAGCUUAAGUGAGGAUUUCCUUGAAAUGAGCAGAAAAAUUCCCUUCUGUCCCUUGUCACAAGUUUAAAAACCUCACAGCUUGUAUAACGUAACCAUUUGGGGUCCGCUGUUUAACUUGGACUAGUGUAACUCAUUCAUGUAAUAAACUGAA
Molecule: messenger RNA, 510 nt
Organism: Dromiciops gliroides (monito del monte)
Lineage: Eukaryota; Metazoa; Chordata; Mammalia; Microbiotheria; Microbiotheriidae
Product: eukaryotic translation initiation factor 1-like
Exons: 1
Coding region: 1-342 (113 amino acids)
Biological process (GO): translational initiation
Cellular component (GO): eukaryotic 43S preinitiation complex
Molecular function (GO): ribosomal small subunit binding; translation initiation factor activity; RNA binding
Source: RefSeq, a predicted model, not a curated record